AUGGCCAAAGCAAGGCGAUCAAGAAAGAACGCUACUGGAGGAGCAACUAUUGCCCCAAUAGCACCGCAAACCACAUCUGCCCUCAGAACGGAUGGCAUUCUGGGCUACAAGAUCCGCGUCCUAAUGUACGAUCUUCUCAACAUUACCAAGGAUCCGUCGUCAGCAAGGAGACUGAACGCCACAGUCGACGAGCACUAUCUCAGCACACCAUAUUUCACAGCCCCCGAGGCGGAAACCAUCAAGAAUGCUACAGUCGAUGUAGAAAUCAGCUCUCAUCUUAUACCAGACGAGUCCAGUGCUACCGAGGCUAUACUGGGAAAGUCACUAUACGGGGCGCUUUGCGCUUUGCUCCAGAACUUCCUCGACAAACGAAGAGCUAGCGGCGACGCUCGGCCUUGCGGGCCUCAUGAUCUGGCGCCUAUAUUUGCGGCUCUUUUUGGAAUAGAGCUGGAGGAGCUGAAGGAUGAAAAAUUUCUAGGCCGCCUGAGGAGGAAUGGGGUGUAA
Metarhizium brunneum ARSEF 3297 is the source of this 504-nucleotide messenger RNA. RefSeq lists its product as uncharacterized. The record is from RefSeq and is a predicted model, not a curated record. Lineage: Eukaryota; Fungi; Ascomycota; Sordariomycetes; Hypocreales; Clavicipitaceae.